UCAUUCUUAAGAACCUCAGAAAAUUUCUCCAAGUUAUCCACACUUCAACAAAAUCUAAAUCCACCAUUUUCCUUCACAAUAUUAUUAUUACAUACUUGUUGUUCAUACAAUAGUUUUUUCCCAACCAAAAAAAUAAAAUAAAAUCUUGUGACAUUUUAUCAUCAAAUAUUAUGGCUUUAGAAAACUGUUUACAGUUGAGCACAUCAGCAAGUGUAGGAACAGUUGCUGUUAAAUCUCAUGCUCAUCAUCUUCCACCAUCCAAGCUUGCUCUCCCGAGUUUUCGAUGUAUAAAGAGAUCGGUUCCGGCAUUGUCUUCAUCGGUUUCGCCUUCUUUCGUGUCGUCCCCUCGACGAGCACGGUACUCUAGCGUUGUUUGUAAGGCUAGUGAAGCUGUUAAGCAAGUUCAAGAUGUGAAUGACUCAAGUUGGAAAGAGCUAGUCCUAGAGAGCCAAGUCCCAGUGAUGGUAGACUUUUGGGCACCAUGGUGUGGACCUUGCAAGCUGAUUGCUCCGGUGAUCGACGAGUUGGCGAAAGAGUACACCGGGAAGAUUGCAGUUUACAAGCUGAACACAGAUGAAGCACCAAGCAUUGCUACACAAUACAACAUAAGGAGCAUUCCAACAGUGUUGUUCUUUAAGAAUGGAGAAAGAAAAGAGAGUAUUAUUGGUGCUGUGCCUAAGUCUACUUUGACUGAUACCAUUGAGAAGUAUUUAGCUUCUUAAAAAACAGAAAAUCUAAGUACUAAUUAAGAUUAAAAGAUCAGUCUUUUUCUAAAUUAUGAACAAAAACUACUAAGCAACUUUAUUUCAUAAGAGUUGCUUUUAGUAUUUGUAUAUCAUCAUUUGUUGAUAUUAAUGUGAUAUCUUUGAAUGUUUAGAAAAUAUGUUAAUUAUGAUACUCUUGUGAAUUA
Chenopodium quinoa (quinoa) is the source of this 910-nucleotide messenger RNA. Its product is annotated as thioredoxin M-type, chloroplastic-like. Bases 171 to 722 code for a protein of 183 amino acids. Lineage: Eukaryota; Viridiplantae; Streptophyta; Magnoliopsida; Caryophyllales; Amaranthaceae. The record is from RefSeq and is a predicted model, not a curated record. Gene Ontology annotation, cellular component: cytoplasm. The transcript is spliced from 2 exons. Gene Ontology annotation, molecular function: protein-disulfide reductase activity; oxidoreductase activity, acting on a sulfur group of donors, disulfide as acceptor.